AUGGCUAUUAAUAAUGAAACUGAUGAGAUUGAUGAAUUUAAUAUAGAUACAUUAGCAGACAACAAUAAUAUUAAUACUGAAGUAAAUACAUCCCAAGCAUAUACUCUAGACAUUAUGAAAGAUAUAGAUAUUGGAUUACAAAAGUUUAAUCUGGAUCAAAAAGCAAAUUUAGAUAAAGUAACAACUAGUUCAAAAAGGCAAGCUAUCAUAUUAGAUCAACAAAAUAAUGAUUUUAAUGUUAGAGCAUUAGCUAGAAAUAUGUUGAUGCAAAGUUACAAUGACAUGUAA
Molecule: messenger RNA, 288 nt
Organism: Dentiscutata erythropus
Lineage: Eukaryota; Fungi; Glomeromycota; Glomeromycetes; Diversisporales; Gigasporaceae
Source: the annotation of a GenBank genome assembly